Molecule: messenger RNA, 2493 nt
Organism: Phlebotomus argentipes
Lineage: Eukaryota; Metazoa; Arthropoda; Insecta; Diptera; Psychodidae
Gene: Ubqn
Product: ubiquilin-1
Exons: 4
Coding region: 69-1649 (526 amino acids)
Biological process (GO): ubiquitin-dependent protein catabolic process
Cellular component (GO): cytosol
Molecular function (GO): polyubiquitin modification-dependent protein binding
Source: RefSeq, a predicted model, not a curated record
UGCGGGUUGCCACACGCGAGGCGGUGUCAUCCAAUGUCAGACGAAAAAUUUUCCUCCACAAUUGCACAAUGGCGGAGUGUAAGAAAAUUACUGUAAUUGUGAAGACUCCAAAGGAGAAAAAGAACAUUGAGUGUGACGAAAAUGCCGACAUCAAGGAGUUCAAAGCACUCGUGGCGGAGAAGUUCGAGUCAGAACCGGAACUGCUGUGCUUGAUUUUCGCCGGGAAGAUCAUGAAGGACGGGGACACACUGAAGGCGCACAACAUCAAGGAUGGCAUGACGGUGCACCUGGUGAUCAAGGCGCCGCCGCGCUCCGAGUCCGAGCAGCAGGCGCCGCGACGUCCGCCGGCCGAUGUGAAUGCCACGCCGUUUGGACUGAACCAGCUGGGCGGCUUCAGCGGCAUGGAUGCCCUGGGUGUGGGACAGGGUACCUUCAUGGACCUCCAAGCGCGCAUGCAGAACGAGAUUAUGACCAAUCCCGAGUUGAUGCGCAACAUUCUGGACAAUCCGCUGGUGCAGCAGAUGAUGAACAACCCCGAUACCAUGCGGCAGCUUAUCACGUCCAAUCCUCAGAUGCAGGACUUGAUGCAGCGCAAUCCGGAGAUAUCGCAUAUGCUGAACAAUCCUGAGUUGCUGCGCCAGACCAUGGAAUUAGCGCGCAAUCCCUCGAUGCUCCAGGAGCUGAUGCGAACACAUGAUCGUGCCAUGUCCAAUCUCGAGAGCGUGCCCGGCGGCUACUCAGCACUGCAGCGCAUCUAUCGUGAGAUUCAGGAGCCCAUGCUGAACGCCACCACGGAGCAAUUCUCGCGAAAUCCCUUCGCCGGCCUCGUGGACGGCAACACGUCGGGCCCGAAUCCGCAGCAGGGCACGGAGAAUCGCGAGCCGCUGCCAAAUCCCUGGGGUGGCGCUGGCGGACAGCGUCCUGGCGCCGGACAGACGACUGGCAAUGCAGCACCAGCGAGUGACGCAUCGCCAGGGAUUCUGAACUCGCCGGCCAUGCAGAGUCUCUUGCAGCAGAUGAGCGAGAAUCCCGAGCUCAUGCAGAACAUGAUCAAUGCGCCCUACACACGUGACAUGCUGCGCGCAAUGUCUGCCGACCCCAACUUGGCGGCCAAUAUGAUCAACCAGAGUCCCCUGUUGGCCAACAAUCCACAGCUGCAGGAGCAGAUGCGGCAGAUGAUGCCCAACUUCUUGCAGCGCAUGCAGGAUCCCGAGGUGCAGUCCAUGAUGACCAAUCCGCAGGCGCUCAAUGCCAUCCUGCAGAUCCAGCAGGGCAUGGAGCAACUGCGCGCCGCAGCGCCGGGCCUUGUGGGCUCCAUGGGCAUUCCACCGCCGCCGCCGGGUGGCAUUCCGGACACCACGGCGACGCCCAACUCAACACCCACGACAGGAGUCAUACCGCCUAGUCCGACUGCGGCCCACAAUCCGCAGCUCUUCAGCGAGUUCAUGUCUCGAAUGCUAAACGGCAUGGCCAGCGGCGCGAAUCCCAACCAGCCGCCCGAGGAGAGGUACUCCACGCAACUGGAGCAGCUGACUGCGAUGGGAUUUGUCAACAGAGAGGCCAAUCUUCAAGCACUCAUUGCAACAUUUGGGGACAUCAAUGCGGCGGUUGAACGACUCCUGGCUCUGGGUCAAUUGUCUCUGAGCUAACGCGCUAUUCAGAAGACCAGUCAGAGUGACAGUGCAAGAAGAAGUGGGAAUAAUUGAGAAACUGAGUGUGAGGGAAACCGUACGAAGAAAAGAGGAAACCAAAAUUGGAACAUAUAGCCACUGAUAAGAACACAAUUUUCUGUCCUAUUUGAACAUAUUUCCGUCUGACGAGUGUUAAAUUUUCCUCAUUUAUUCCCCCCCUCCGCCCUGAAGGAGACAUUUCGAGGGUGUUUUAAGUAAAGAAUAUGGGAAGCAAAAAUAACUAAUAGCGAAGACAUACCCAAAUUGCUAAAAAAAGAAGAAGAAGAGAUAAACAUUUAAUGGUUUUUUGUGCACCAUUUCAUUUGCGUGAAAUGCUAUAAUAAAAAUUUCUGUAUUUGUCAGUUUGCAACUUCUUGAAUGAAUCAAAAUCUUGUCUGCUUUCUUAUUUGCAUUAUUUUGGAGUUUUAGAGAUCUUAAUCGAGAAAAUUUUAUCUUUAUCUAAAUGAAUGAUUCACGAUAAAAUUACCAAAUCAAGCGUUAACUUAAAUGCAAAUUUCAUACUUUAGUUAUAAUUAAACACACAAAAUCAAGAAAAGAAAUAUGAAUGUCUGUAUUAUGAGAAAACAAUAUUAUAACACAUGAGAAAAAAAAAACAUGCAAAUUUAUCAGCAAGUAAAUGUUAGUUGAAAGAUAAAAAUAAAUUCUUGACAAGUGUGCGCUAGAAAAGAAUAUAAAAAAAAAACUUGGUAUAUUGGGACAUGAUAGUGGAGAAAAAAGGAUGAAAAAUUACACAAUAUGAUUAUGUUAUCAUUCCAAGAGAAUACAAAGAAUGAGAGAAUAUAAUCUACAUGAGAUAUUGCAA